UCAUGUGGUCCCUUACCUUGACGUGACCAUUUUCAAAAUAGCUAAGCAUGCAAAGCCCAACAGCCAUCAAUGAUCGAACAUUCGCUCAAACCAGCCAGUUAAAAUUACUCUCUGGCCCUGGAUUGACGUCCUGCCUUCUCUCGUCAUCGCUGAUAAAUUGAGGAAUAACUUAUGCAGCGUCGGGUACGACUUGAAGUGCAGGGAUUCAGAACAAAGUUCUCUAUAGCUGAUAUCAAUGCAGGGUCCCGCGGAUCGCGUCUCUGCAAAUCAGAACGAAGGCAUCUCCGCAGUCGCUGGGCUCCCGUGUGUUAGUGUGGAAACUACGGGUGGAUCUGCUGCUUUCUGAAUGUUGACAUUAAAAAUGAAAGCGAGUGAGAGAUUCUGAAGUCAAAGGGAGAUGGAGAGGCUGCUUAUUUGAAUGUGGAGGCGGGACAGGUUUGUACUGGUUUCCCGAGAGCCCGGGAGCGAGGAGGUGAGAACUGCAGUUGAAGAACGGGCUGAAACCUCCCAAAUAGGAGGGCGGCAGCUCCCACUGGCGCCCCCUCGAAUUUAUCGGAUUUCCGACUAAAAGUGAAUUAUAACCCCUGAGCAAGAAAAUGAAAUUGGAAAGAGUCCCUCGGUUCCUGUCUGUGGUGAUAUUCAUCUUACAGGCGGCGGGAACUGAGGCUGUUUCAGGCUGCGAAGGUCAAAACUGUGAAGAUAAAGAUACUUCCGACUCCGCUGUUCAGAAACACACAGAAAAAAAUCACAGAUCUUCUUUAAGACACUUUAAUCACUUUAACAAACAGGCGGAAGACCGAAAAUCGCGAAGCCAUGAAGCGGUCAUACCGUUCAUUGGAUUAACGGACAGCAGCAGGCUAAACAAGAGUUGCUGUCAGAAUGGAGGAACCUGUGUACUUGGCAGUUUCUGCAUUUGCCCCAAACAUUUUGUGGGGAGAAGUUGUGAAUAUGAUGAGCGCAUUAGAAACUGUGGCUACAUUCCCGAAGGAGCAUGGGUGCCUAAAAACUGUACAUGGUGUAAGUGUAGCUAUGGGACUUUACACUGUGUUCGUGGAUCUCAGAGUGACUGUGAUUUUAAAGGAGAUUUAAAAGAAGAUCUCAGACAUUACCAGUUAAUUUCAGAUGGUUCUCAGCUGUUGCCAAUAAGAUGCUUACUGUUGCCUGGGAUAUUCUUAACGACUGUGAUUCUUGGACUUUUACCUUUGAAUGUAUGGUCUGACAAAUUAGAAAUAGUUCAUGGAACAUUUUAAUUGUGUUCCAGAUAUUCCAGAGAAUUAAUCCUCAUCCAUGAGAAGAUGCUGCUGUGAUAUUAAUAGUAGUUCACCUUUCAAUGGAUUCUUACUAUUAUUUUCCAAAGCACUAUAUCAGCUUUAUCAUGAAAAGAUUAUGGGUACAGGGUAUGUUUGUGACAGACUUUAAGUGCACCUUAUAUGUGAGGUAUUGACUUAGUACAGUAAAAUAUAGUGUUUGUUUCAUGAUAUCUUCAUUGAUUUGCAACAACAUAAAGAUAGGCGAGAAGGGAGUGCUGCAAUGAUUCAAUCAUGUGAUAUUGAAGAGAGAAUAUUGUUCAAGACAGCCUUGAGCAGAUUAACAGUUUAAUGAAAAUAGCAUUAAGCCCUUUCCUAGUUUUAUUGUUCAAGGAAUCUGCUUGUUAGAUUGUUGGAUAAUAUUGUCAAUGAUAACCUUAAAAUGUUAUUUAUGUUGUAUAUAAUUUCUUUUAAAAAUAUGAAGUUAUGCAAUAAUAUAAUUGUA
This is a messenger RNA of Hypanus sabinus (Atlantic stingray), 1752 nucleotides long. RefSeq names its product cryptic protein-like. The record is from RefSeq and is a predicted model, not a curated record. Bases 597 to 1250 code for a protein of 217 amino acids. NCBI's taxonomy places the organism in Eukaryota, Metazoa, Chordata, Chondrichthyes, Myliobatiformes, Dasyatidae. The transcript is spliced from 6 exons.